Vollenhovia emeryi is the source of this 2257-nucleotide messenger RNA. RefSeq names its product protein FAM98B. The record is from RefSeq and is a predicted model, not a curated record. Bases 230 to 1750 code for a protein of 506 amino acids. The transcript is spliced from 5 exons. Gene Ontology annotation, cellular component: tRNA-splicing ligase complex. NCBI's taxonomy places the organism in Eukaryota, Metazoa, Arthropoda, Insecta, Hymenoptera, Formicidae.
UCGAGCUGUGUCCUCUUAUUGUGCAAUUUGAUCUCACCUCAUGUCGGAGUGCGAAGUGGCCGGCACCGGUUCCACGCGUUGAAUAUAUCGGCGUCGCGGAACUAAGGGAAGGCGGUGGAGAGAGUUUCGGGCGCAUCUUGCCAUUGCCAUUUCUAAGUAAACACGCGCGCGCUGCACGCUUACGUGCAUAUCGUGUCCGAUCGUUCUUCUCGGGAGUUGCACGAUCGACAUGGAGGACAAGCUGCUGCAGUUGCUCCAAGACGUUGGGUACACGGGGCCGAUGCUGGACGCCAACAAGCUGUCGGACGCCUUGAAAUGCGGCGCAAAAUCGCCGGACUUUACUUGCCUUGUCAACUGGCUCGCCGAGCAACUGGCGACAUUCAUAGACACGGACGAGACUGUUCACGCCACAAUAAGCGCGAACGAUGCUAGUUCCUUUCUCUUAGAGUUAAGCUUCUUCCUUAAGGAAAUAGGAUGCGUGAAUGAGAAACUGAUGACUGGGCACAUGAAUCAAAGACUGGCUAAUGAAUCUGAAAGAGCUAUCCUAAUAGAAUUUUUAGUCACCGAGCUUAUGGCUUGCAAAUUGCUGGAGGCGAAGUGUCCUAAGGAGGAGAAGCAAAUAGAAGUGACCAUUGAUGAAAGUGAGACUGCGAGAAGCUUGAAGGAGAUGCUGGUCACGCUGCAGUUUCAAAAGCCACCGGACAAUAUUCCGCCCGAAUUAUUGUUUUCAAGACUGGAAACCAAGUUGUCAGAAGUUCUAAAGACUGUACCGCCUCAUCAUCUAAAUAAGCCGCUUAUAGACGUCGAGCUCUCUGCUAAGCAGUGGGAGCAGCUAGGUAAACUGCAGGAAGAGAUGCACAAGGAAUACGCGUGUCGCCGUGACAUGUUGCUCAAACGCCUCGACGUUACAGUUCAAUCGUUUUUGUGGUCGGACAAGGCGAAGUCGCAGGAGACUGAAGUAAAUUCUACAUACGAGGAGAGAAGAAAGACUCUGAUAAACGAGCCGAAAGUGACACUGGCAGAUUUAUUGGCCGCUAGGGACGAUCUGGCGGUGAUCGAGAAAAUGAGUAACGCGAGCGUUCGCAAGAAUACGCGAAGCAAAAUUAACAGUGUCAUCAUCGGUGCGGUGCCGGACAGAGGUGGUAGACCGUACGAGCAGGAGCCACCUCCGCCAGAGAUGCCGUCGUGGCAGAAGGAUAGAGUCCAAGGACCGUCGUCAGGAGGACGCGGUGGCGGUGGCGGUGGAGGAGGAGGCGAUAGAGGACGCGGGGGCGGCAGAGGCGGCAGAGGUGGAGGCGGUAGAGGCGGUGGUGGAGGUGGUGGCAGCGGUUAUCGAGAUCAUAAAGACGCCAGCAGCAAUUUUGGCCAGAACUUGGAUUAUCAGCAAUCUCAAUACUCUGGACAUGGACACAGAGAAUGUUAUCCGGAUCACAGAGACGCGGGAGGGUAUCAGAGAGGUGGCGGCGGCGGUGGUGGAGGUGGAGGUGGAGGUUACCGAGGAGAUUCCGGCGCGAACUACAGUCAGAACUACAAUCAGAAUUACACUCAGAGUUAUAGUCAAAAUUACAAUGAAGGUUACGGCCAGAAUUAUCAGCAGCCGCAAUAUUCCGGCCAGAGAGAUUCGUACGGGGACAAUCGUGGCGGCAACUACCACCAGGACAGGAGGGAAGGGGGUGGAAGGGGAGGCAGAGUUCAGGGCGGAUGGAAUAACUAUCAACGUGGCGGCAACAGAGGCAGAGGACAAUACUGAGGAUGCCGCUUUGCGUGCGUUCUUUAGUGACAGUAUAAAACUCUCACAAAGAGAGACCGGGGAAACGUUAUGAUAUUCAAAUAAUUUCAGCGACUAUAUUCGCUAUCACUUACGCUUAAACUGUACUCACACGUGACUUUGGUCUCAAAAUAUCUGAGCGCGGAAUAUUUAUAAUAAUUGUAUUGAAUUGUGACGUCUUUAGAUCACAGGCUAGCUAACAAUUCGAAAUUGUAGCGUUGCGUUAAGAUAGAAUUUACUAUUUAGCUCUUUCGUAAUGGUAGCCUUUCACCUUCUCGUCUAUGCGAUUUGAAUGUAUGUAUAUAAUUGUUUUCUAUACAAAUCGAAAGUAGUGAAGAUAAUUGUGUAAAUAAACGUUUGCCUCUCGAGGGUAAUAGAUCGAAAUUUAAUUUAUAACGCGAGAUGUUAUCAAGACUGUAAAUCAAGCCACUUAAAUUUUGUAUUAAAUCGCGCAUAUGUAUUAGAUAUUAAAUGAGCAUGAGAAACCGA